Fraxinus pennsylvanica is the source of this 1353-nucleotide messenger RNA. The record is from the annotation of a GenBank genome assembly. Lineage: Eukaryota; Viridiplantae; Streptophyta; Magnoliopsida; Lamiales; Oleaceae.
AUGUCAAUAAACAAAUCUGAAGAAAAUUCGAACCAAGAUCAAAACCCUAGAAUCACCUGGAAGGGCUGUAGUGUCUUGCUUGACAUCAAUGACGGCGAUCGCGUGCUUUUUUCUCGUCUUACUACUGGCUCGAAAAUAAAAAUUGGAAACAAGAAUUACUCGCUGCAGCCUUUGAUUGGGUGUCCAUUUGGGUCUUCCUUUCAAGUGGAGGAUGGUAAAGAAGGGCCAGUUUUAUCCCGUGUUUUGCAAUCUACUGAAGGUAAUAACCUUCAAAUUAUGGAGGAGUCCAGAGAUAACCGAAUGUUGGUUGAUAAUAAUAGUGCCCAAAGUCUCACCGUUGAAGAUAUUGACGAGAUGCGAAGAAAAGGAGCAUCUGGGGAUGAAAUUAUUAAAGCCCUCAUUGCAAAUAGUGCAACAUUUGAGAAGAAGACUGCCUUUUCGCAGGAAAAAUAUCUUCUUAAAAAGCAGAAGAAAUAUGCGCCAAGAGUACUUCUAAGACGUCCUUUUGCACGGAGCAUAUGUGAGGCAUACUUCAAAAAGCAUGCCGAGAGAAUUGGGUUUUUGCGGGUGGACACGUUAUCUCUUCUGCUUUCUUUGGCUAAUGUUAGUGCAUACUCAGAGGUACUUCUAGUGGAUAUGCUUGAUGGUAUCAUUACUGGUGCUGUGGCAGAACGCUUGGGAGGUACUGGUUAUGUAUGCAACACAUAUUGUGGAGUCACACCAUAUCCCAUUAAUAUUGUACAGAUGUUCAAUUUCAGUUAUGACAUAUGCCAAAGGAUUGUGCACUCUUCUGUAGCUGAACUACAUUCCUCUGAAAAUGAAACUGCACCAUCAACUGAUGAGCUGGAAGAUGCCAGUAACAUAAGAAGCCAACCAAAUGAACAAAUCUCAUCUCCUUCAUCUCAAAAUGCUGUCAUCAUGGAAGAAAAUGAAGAUGGGAAUAUGGAAAUCAUGUCUGAUGUUGCUGCUUCUCCAAAAGUUGACAAAGGUACAAAGGCUGGUCGAAAAGCACCAGUCGAGGCCAUUAAGUUAUGGAAGGAGAAUGGAUUUUCCAGUUUGAUAAUCGCUGCUCCAAACCUGGAUCCGUGGGGUAUUAUAAAAGAAGUCCUUCCACUUCUAUCCUAUUCUGCAUCAUUUGCUGUUUACCAUCAGUAUCUUCAGCCUCUAGCCACAUGCAUGCACAAUCUACAGGCCGAGAAAAUGGCCAUUGGCUUGCAAAUUUCUGAGCCUUGGCUACGUGAAUAUCAGGUUCUUCCAUCAAGAACUCAUCAACACAUGCAGAUGAGUGUAACCGGGGGCUAUAUACUGAGUGGCACUCGGAUAAGCGGCAACGAUCAGACCCAAACAAAGUAA